AACUUUAAGUAAAGAAAUUGAAAAAAUUGAGGAAGAACUAAAAGAGGCUCGCUCACAGCAAGCAAAAAUAAGCCAAAAGUCAGAAGAAACAACAAUAGAGGAUAAAGCUUUGGAAAAAAAACCUAAUCCGGAAGACAAGUUAAGAAUGAUUAUUGAAAAAUGCAAAAAACAGUAUUUUGACAAUGCCUACUCCGAUAAAUCUUAUAUUGUUUUUAUUGAGGAAGCAGACCAAGGAAAAAAUGUGAUGACUGCCGAAAAAGGGAAGUUAUUAGAAGAAUUUAAAAAUUUUCUAUCUACUAGCGAAGAUAAAGCUGGUCUAAAAGCCAAAGCCCAGGACCCUAAUUCUAUUAUCAUAAUUGCUACCAAUAAUUUUGACCAGAUUGAUCCAGCCGUAGUCAGAAGGGGAGAUUGGGAGAAAAACUUAAUUUCAACUGAACCCCAGCCUU
This is a messenger RNA of Racocetra persica, 446 nucleotides long. The record is from the annotation of a GenBank genome assembly. Lineage: Eukaryota; Fungi; Glomeromycota; Glomeromycetes; Diversisporales; Gigasporaceae.